Messenger RNA from Monosiga brevicollis MX1, 669 nucleotides. RefSeq lists its product as uncharacterized. The coding region runs from base 1 to 669 and encodes 222 amino acids. Gene Ontology annotation, cellular component: transcription factor TFIIE complex. Gene Ontology annotation, biological process: transcription initiation at RNA polymerase II promoter. Lineage: Eukaryota; Choanoflagellata; Craspedida; Salpingoecidae. The transcript is spliced from 6 exons. The record is from RefSeq and is a predicted model, not a curated record.
AUGGCGUUUGUUCCAAGUAAGCGUGCCAAGUCGGCGGAUGCCGACUUGGGCGUGUUCAUGCCCCUGAUUAUCAAAGCUGUGACCGACUACGUCAGCCAGUCAGCAGAAGAGGAGCUCAAUUACGAUGAUGUCAUCAAAGCCGUCCGUGCCGAUGUCGAUGAGAAAGGGCGGCCUCGCCCUGCCGAGCAUAUGGCCAAACUGCGCGAGGCGCUCGAACAGCCCAAUCGUAGUGUCAUUGUUGAAGGCCAGCGCAUCAGUUACAAGGCGCCUUACGAUGUGCAUGACCUCGAUGGCCUUCGUCGCGAGCUGCGCAAGUUCUGGGAGUCGGGCCUCGGAGGCAUGCGACUUGACGAGAUAGCGAGUUGUUACAAAGGCGCCAAGGCGGAUGCCCAAAAUCUUAUCGCACGAGGCGAGGUGUACCAGGUCAUGCGCAAGCAGCAUCCCGCCGUGCCCGUACUCUUCCAUCGCGAAAGCUCGCUUGAGCUUCCCAUGGACCCGGAGCUCUUGAGUCGUUGGCGCACCAUUCCCAUGAAACCGGAUCAUGACAUCCAAACCUUUUUGAAGCAAUACAAAAUUGAGCCCGUCCGCGUUCACAUUCCCCCCCAGGUCAACACCAAGACCAAGAAACGCAAGAAGAAGAGUGGCACCAAGCCGCGGAUCAACAAAUAG